This is a messenger RNA of Mercenaria mercenaria, 2538 nucleotides long. Its product is annotated as glyoxylate reductase/hydroxypyruvate reductase-like. Gene Ontology annotation, molecular function: NAD binding; glyoxylate reductase (NADPH) activity; hydroxypyruvate reductase (NADH) activity. The record is from RefSeq and is a predicted model, not a curated record. The transcript has 3 exons. NCBI's taxonomy places the organism in Eukaryota, Metazoa, Mollusca, Bivalvia, Venerida, Veneridae. Gene Ontology annotation, cellular component: cytosol. Bases 273 to 1244 code for a protein of 323 amino acids.
UUAAACCACUGUGCUUAUAGAGAGUUGACUUAUAUCGAUCGAUUAAUUUAGCGAUGCGGAAAGAAUCUUGCACCAGUUAGUUUCAAAAGACGGUGUUAAUGUCACGUCUUAGAAAUUCGUGUAGUAUAUUUCAUCACGGUCAUCAGGAACUGAUAUAUAAUAGAUAUUUAUUUACACUAUCGAUAUAAAUGAUUAAAGGAAGUUAUACUUAACUUUCGCGCCUAUGUGAAUAAACAUAUUUUUAUUUCUCGACCAGUAUUUUGAAAUUGACUAUGGGUGUUCAAAGGAAAGUCUUCGUUACACGGAAAGUUCCACAACCAGGAAUCGAACUUCUGGAAGAGGCUGGAUGUAAGGUAGAAUUCUGGGACAGCGAUGAGGCGAUUCCAAGGGAGGAGCUUAUACGUGGGAUAUCCGGUGCUCACGCCCUGUUCUGUAUGUUGACGGACACGAUUGAUGGCAAGGUACUGGAAGCUGCAGGACCAAAUUUACAGGUUGUAGCCACGAUGUCUGUUGGAUAUGAACACAUUGAUCUAGAGGCAUGUCGUGAACGAGAUGUUCGUGUUUGUAACACUCCUAACGUGUCCACAGACAGUGUGGCUGAGUUAACAGUGGCACUGCUGUUGCUCACUGCUCGGCGAUUACUAGAAGGGGUUCAAGCUGUUAAAGAUGGGCAAUGGGGGAAGUGGAAGCCUAUGUGGUUGUGUGGUAUGGAGCUUACACAGAAAACAGUUGGAAUACUAGGAUUCGGACGCAUAGGGUUUGGCGUUGCUAGGCGUUUGAAGCCAUUCGGAGUCAAAAGAAUUGUGUACCACGACGUUUGCAGAGUCGGCUACGCAGACGAUAUCGGGGCUAGUUUCGUAGAAUUUGAUAAACUCUUGAAUGAAUCAGAUGUUAUUUGCAUUUGUUGUAAUCUUACACCACAGACAAAACACAGAUUCAAUAAAUCUGCUUUCAAAAAGAUGAAAAAGAACGCCAUAUUGGUGAACAGCGGAAGAGGCGGAGUGAUAAAACAUGAUGAUCUCUUUGAAGCAUUAACUUCCGGAGAAAUUGCUGCGGCUGGACUGGACGUCACUGAACCAGAACCACUUCCGGCGGAUCACCAGCUUGUACAUCAACCGAAUUGUAUUGUUCUUCCGCACAUGGGAAGUAACACUUGGGACUCAAGGAAUAGUAUGUCGGAAACAACCGCCAAUAAUAUAUUAUCAGUUUUUAAUGACCAAACUGCCACUGGUUUAGUGCAGUAGAAAUUGCUUUUGAAUCGAUUUUACUUACAUGGUAUUUUUGCAGUUAAUAUCAAAAUACACUGUUGUUUCAAAAACUAAUACUAGAUUCGUUUCCAGAAAAGUUGUUUCUAAUACUAAUACUAGCACUAGAUUCGCCAAUUUAAGAAAAUAGACCCAUAAUAAAUUUCGACAAUUUCUGAGUGACUUCAUAUUUUCGUUGGGCAGUUUGUGAAUUUUUGGACGUGAAAGUAGAGAAUUCCUAUAUUUUUUUUCCUUUCAUAGAUUUUUUUUUUCAAAUUCACAUAUUUGUGAUGAAAACAAUGAACAAAUAAAAGCAAUGGGUCACCAGGCUUGUUUUUGUGAAAAAAAAAUGUUUUGAACACACCCACUGUUGCUGAAACUGCUAGCGAUUUUUCAACAUUUUUAUAAUUUUCUGCAUUUUUUAUAAAUACCAACCAAAAUAUGCAUCAAGACAGCACAAAAAGGUUUAUUCUUUCUACAGAUUUUAUUAUAUACUUAUUUGAUAUCAUAGUCAUAUUUGUAAUAAUAUAUCAUUACAAUAAUGGGUACAGAUGAAAAAAAUCUUGUUUCAUAUUCACUUUUGUGAACUUUUGUCUAUAAAAGUACUCAUAGUAAAGAAUAGUUUUUUAAAUUUUGAAAAAAAACUGUUGCAUAGAUUUUUCCCUGUUUUCCUUGUGUACAGAUAAAUGUAUUGUGAACAUAACAAUGGCCAAAAAUGUAUGGGUCACCAGGCUAAUUUGUAUGUUGAGACCUGUUUGGACGAAAAAUGGCGCGAACCUGACCAGAUUGAUUAUAUCUGCUAGAAGUUAAAAAAGUUAAAAAAAAAUCUUAAUCCUUUCUAUAAUUGAAUACUAAAUGAUCUGAAAGGAGAUGUUGUCUUAUCAAUACAAAGUUAAUUUUCUAACAUUAUGUGAACAAAAUCGUCUUUAUACUGAAAUGCGCUGUUAAAACACAGCCAAAAAUGGGAAGUUGCAUGAUACAUGUCAGGCAUGAUAUAUGUCAAUACAACAUAAACCAGUAUCAACAUUUAAUUAGUGAUAAAACUUAUUGAAAAAUGUUAUUCUAUUCAAGAUUCCUCAUAUUUAAGAUUGUCUGUCACAUGUUUCAACAAAUGUUGAAAAACAUAGAUUUUAUGUCAUGUUUCUCAUAGAUUUUAUGUUCUAAAUUAUCCUUUCUUAUUUGGCCUAUUUACUUUUGUUAACAUACACUUGUUAUAUAAUCGGUGGUUAUAAAAGCUUAUCAGAGCUUAUGUUACUUGUCUUGCCGACUUAAAAUAAAUCUUAUCUUAUCUUAA